Molecule: messenger RNA, 387 nt
Organism: Mytilinidion resinicola
Lineage: Eukaryota; Fungi; Ascomycota; Dothideomycetes; Mytilinidiales; Mytilinidiaceae
Exons: 1
Coding region: 1-387 (128 amino acids)
Source: RefSeq, a predicted model, not a curated record
AUGGAGAGCCACCAGGCAAUCCUUGACAACGUCACGAAUGCUACCGCCCGCCGUCGCGAGUCCGGCCCUGCUGCCCAAGCUGUCCUAAACCUCCAUCGGAUGCGGGGCGCUCGAAGCGCGGGUCGACGCCUACAGGACGCAAUCGGAAGUACUGAGAUUCGCCAACAACUCGAUCAAGAUAGAAUCAACAACAUUACGGCUACCAUGGAGCGGCAUAUCACCAACCAGGACGCAGAGCGCCACGCUCUCGAAGCGAAGGUCCGCCUGCUGGAGUACCUCUCUCGCCAAAAAGAUAUCAUGAUGGGGGCUUUGGAACAAACUCGCGAGGCAAAGGACGUCGAGAUCGCCAUUCUCGAGCGAACCCUACAACACAAACCGCACUAUUAA